This is a messenger RNA of Panthera uncia (snow leopard), 1574 nucleotides long. It is a transcript of the gene CD79B, whose product is annotated as CD79b molecule. The coding region runs from base 51 to 728 and encodes 225 amino acids. Gene Ontology annotation, cellular component: B cell receptor complex; external side of plasma membrane; membrane. Lineage: Eukaryota; Metazoa; Chordata; Mammalia; Carnivora; Felidae. The record is from RefSeq and is a predicted model, not a curated record. Gene Ontology annotation, molecular function: transmembrane signaling receptor activity. The transcript has 6 exons. Gene Ontology annotation, biological process: B cell receptor signaling pathway; B cell differentiation.
UCUGUCCUCGUCACCAGCUCGGGGUCAGAGACAGAGACGGAGUGGUAACCAUGGCCGAGCUGGUGCUGUCUCCCAUGCCCAGCAACUGGCUGGUGGUGUUGCUGCUGCUUCUGUCAGCAGGUGUGCCAGCAGCCAAAACAGAAGACCUGUACCAGGAUCCCAAAGGAAGCACUUGUGCCCGGGUCUGGCAGAACCCACGUUUCAUAGCCCGCAAAAGGGGAGCCAUGGUGGAGAUCAGGUGCUACACAAAGGACCUGGGAGCGGUGAGCUGGCUACGGAAGCGGGAGACGGACUUGGAGCCCAAGCCACUGCUGGAAGACGCCCGCAUCCUAAGGAGCCAGAACGGCACCUUUGCCACCCUCACCAUCCAGGGCAUCCAGUUUCAGGACAACGGCAUCUACUUCUGCCAGCAGAACUGCUUGAAGGCGUCCCCCGGCACGGGCUGUGGCACUGAGCUGCGAGUCAUGGGAUUCAGCACCAUAGCACAGUUGAAGAGGAGGAACACACUGAAAGAUGGCAUCAUCAUGAUCCAGACCCUGCUCAUCAUCCUCUUCAUCAUCGUGCCCAUCUUCCUGCUGUUGGACAAGGAUGACAGCAAGCCCGGAAUGGAUGAAGACCACACCUACGAGGGCCUGAACAUUGACCAGACAGCCACCUAUGAGGACAUAGUGACUCUACGGACGGGAGAGGUGAAGUGGUCAGUGGGGGAGCACCCAGGCCAAGAGUGAGGGGCCGGCCCUCCCCACGCCUCUGGGCCCAGCCAGCUGGGCCUUCGUGGACAGCUUCAGAGCCACUGCCAGCUCCCAGCUCAUCUCUUCCCCGGACCUCGGUCAGCCUCCGAAGCUGGCCCACCAGAUCUGCCUGCCCCUCUAGCCCCUGGUUUCCAGCUCUUACCGAGGAGACCAGAGUAGAAGGGGUGCAGGGCGGUGAUGUGGAGUGAGGAGUUCUCUGGGGACAGACUGGACCCAGCCUUCUGGGGGUGCUAUGUGGGGAUCCAUCCCACGUUCAGGACGGGGAAGACAGAGGCUUAUCCGAAAACUGCAAAUGGACUCAGAGCAGACCAGCUUCCUGCAGAGCCUGGGAAAGGUGGUGGCCCGUCCCACUUGGCCACAGAGGGGCCAGGGAGAGCCACCUGCCUCUCCCACUCUCUCCUUCCCUCUGCUACCCCAGGGAGCUCCUAGCCUUGAUCCCAUUGUCCUAUGUAAUAAACGGUGUGUCGUGAAACUACACACAGGCUUGUGACAUCUAUGGGUUUGGAGUGGGUGAGAGUCUCUCUGGGCACAAAUGUUUGGGCCCCUGUGGGCCCAUGGGGUGCGGGAGAGGAUGACUGCCAUAGGGCUCACGGACCUCUCCCGUGCUCAAGGGCUUCUCUCUGAAGGCCUGGCUGGGAUCUGUGGACAUGCCUUCCAUCUUCCGUUAGCUGGGCCCAGCCUGGAGAAAAGCUAAUAGCCCUUAUUGGCGGGCAUGCCCCCAUCCUGCCUUCUCUUUAGCCCACGAGCAGCGCUUGGGUCCUGCUCUGUAGGGCAGGGGUCUCAGCCCUGGAGGAGCUUGCCCUCACCCACCCAUCCCAACCC